AAAAAGUAGAAAAUGUUAUUGUUUUAUUUUCGUUGUCGUUGUUAAGCGUAACGCAGUGCAAAAUCGGGACGAGAACGUUCACAAAAUUAUGCUAUUAAACGUUGUUUAGAAACCGUACAGUGCGUGAGAGUGAAAAUGAAUUUCUUUAUCCCAAAUGAAGUGAAACGCGAAGGGAUCUACCUUCAGCAUCAGCUUGGCCCGCCGCUAAUCCAUCAGCAGCAUCACCAACUGCCGCAGCAGUCCCAGCAUCAGCUGCUCGGCUUUCCGCAUCCCGGCAUGAUCGUUAAUUUGAAAAAGGAAGAAUUUGAUCCGCUGGAGGGCCAGACGCAUAAUCAACAGCACGUACUGCAGUUACAGCAACAGGCCCAGAUGGUAGGACUGCAACAACAUCUCUCUGCCCAGAUGCAGUCCCAGCUUGCACAGCAACAUCAGCAGCAACAGCAACAAUCGCAACAGCAACAGCAGCAGCAGCAACAGCCACAGCAGCAGCAGGCACCACCAGCACCACCAUCAUCGCAAACCCAACAAGCGCAGCAGCAACAACAAACACCUCAGGCACAAUCCUCUACGGUUACUACCGCCUCGACGACAACGACGACAACAACCACUACCACCGGUACGGGUAAAAAGAAAAAGAAAGGCAAAGCGAACCGGAACAUUGUCAUCCCGCAGCUACCGGAAGGGUUCAUCGUAAAGGUGAAGGAAGAGUACACGGAGAACUACGUGCGCACCGUGACGAAAAUCCCCGAAGUAUGGUGGAACCAGGAACAGUUCAUCCGUACGGUUAAAUCGCCGGGUAAGAAGGAGCGCAAAUAUCACGAUUACAACGCGGUCAGCGAACACCAGUGCGAUGUGUGCGGGAAGUAUUUCAAGGAUAAGUACAAGCUGAACUACCAUGUGCGCAUCCACGUGCCAGAACUGUCGCACCGGUGCGACGUUUGCGGCAAGGUGUUUGCACAUCAGUCAACGCUGCAUAACCACAAGCGCAUCCACACAGGUGAGCGUGCGUUCAAAUGUUUAACAUGCGGCAAGGCGUUCGUACAAUCGUCGGCCCUGUCAAACCACACGAAAAUACACACCGGCGAACGGCCGCACGAGUGCCUGAUCUGUGGCAUUAGCUUCAUCCAGAAGAUCAACCUUAUCUACCACAUCCGCAUACACAACGGCGAGCGUCCGUACCGGUGCAACAUCUGCCAGAAGUCGUUCAUCCAGCAGAGCCAUAUAAAGAACCACAUGAAGGUGCACAAGAAGGACAAUCCGCUCGAUUGCAGCAUGUGCGGCAAGAACUACAGCGAUCUCAACGAGCUGACCGAACACUACUCGUCGCAUCAUACGGCCGAGCUGACCUACCGGUGCCAGGCGUGUGGCAAAUCGUUUGCCCAGGCGAACCAUUUGAAAAUUCACAAGAAGAAUUUCUGCAACAGCAAAUCGAACUAAAGCGUAUCCUUUGCUUCCAACCUGAUGUCUGUUUUGUUUUCUUCGUUCCUCACAAUUUCUGUUCCUUUUCUCAACUUCUCCACUAUUCUGUUUCUCUACGUUUACGUUUGUCGCAUUUUUGUGUGGUGUUCACACACUAAAGAAGUCACCCAUUCUUCCCUAAGUAGACAAGAUUUUGCAGUCAAAAUAGCGUUUCCGUGUCUGCAGUUAGAUAAACGGAUCGAACUAGUUCGAAUAGAAUGAAGAGUGGGAGUGAGAAAAAGCACGUGGAUGUUAAUAGGCGCAAUGUGGAAUGUUAUUUCGUCUUCUGCUUUACAAUUUACAUGAUACGUCGUUUAUGUUUUAGUUACUAGCACAAAGUUCAAAGUAUCGUUACAAACGCAAAACAGAAGCGAGAUAAACCAAUAGAUGCCAGAGCGAUGUUAUCAUCGAAACAAUUUCAAUCCCGCUACAGACGGAGGAACACCCCGGAUCUAAGGCGAUAUAUAGCAAUUUCUGUUCCGAUUACUUCCGUCUCCAUCCCUGCCUCUGCAUAAACGCAAGAAAAAUGUACAUUUAUUGUAACCCCGUACGUUGUAACUGCUGCCACUACUUCCCACACUUCAUAUAAUCCCAUUCCCCUUCCUCUUUCCCCCCAGUGUGCUCGUCGUAAUCAUCAACUUGUAAUUUCAAAAUUAAUGCUUCAAAAUUGAUCGAUAAUUAACAAGCAAAACAUAGCUGCGCGCGUGUCCGUUCCACUUUAUCAUCCCAACAAGAAAAAAAAAACAAACACUUCCGCUGAUGAAAUUCGUCCCAGCGGAAAUGUUUAACAAAAAAGAAUAAACUAUCUGAUACACAUCCUACAGUAGAGGUAGAGCGUCCCUUUUUCUGGAAAGCCGUUAGUAGUGGAACAGGCAGCGCCAUUUCACGAUCGAAUGGCAAAUAUAUAUAGAUUAAUUAACAUGGACCGGCAAGGUAAAAAACAAUCGGAACGGCACAGCAGCACAGUAGUGGCGGUGCAGCAAUUAAGCGCAUUCAGAAUGGUAAUAUUGAUUAAUAAAAUCAAAAACAAUUGUAGAGAGCUG
Messenger RNA from Anopheles moucheti, 2501 nucleotides. RefSeq names its product adult enhancer factor 1-like. Gene Ontology annotation, molecular function: DNA-binding transcription factor activity, RNA polymerase II-specific; RNA polymerase II transcription regulatory region sequence-specific DNA binding. The transcript has 4 exons. The record is from RefSeq and is a predicted model, not a curated record. Gene Ontology annotation, cellular component: nucleus. NCBI's taxonomy places the organism in Eukaryota, Metazoa, Arthropoda, Insecta, Diptera, Culicidae. Gene Ontology annotation, biological process: regulation of transcription by RNA polymerase II. The coding region runs from base 136 to 1437 and encodes 433 amino acids.